CGCGCGCGUGUGGCGCGCGGAGCGGCUCCCGGGUGCGGAGAGGCUUCUGAUGGCCGGGCUGGUGCGUAGCCUCGGGGCCUCACAGCCCGUCGCCCGGUUCCAACGCUACUGCGGGCUCUUCCCCGCCGCCUCCGGAGCCGCAGAGGGCGGGGCGCGUCUGGCUCAAGGGCUGGGCAACGGCAGCGGCCACCUGCCGCGGACUGGGGACCUCCGCAAUGGGGGCGCUGGCGGCGCCACCUGCAACAACAGCUCCAUCCACAGUGGGAAGGACCAUUCACAUGAGUACAUUGUAAAGAAUUACUUCUACUACUACCUGUUCUGGAUUUCAGCUGCAUUGGGCCAAGAAAUUUUCUACAUUACGUUCCUCCCAUUCAGUUACUGGAACAUUAACCCAUAUGUUACUAGAAGGCUCAUAAUUAUAUGGACGGUGGUUAUGUACAUUGGCCAAGUCUCAAAAGACCUACUAAAGUGGCCACGUCCUUGUUCACCACCUGUUGUGCAGCUUGAAAAAAGAACAACUGCAGAAUAUGGAAUGCCAUCCACCCAUGCAAUGGCAGCAACAGCCAUCUCAUUUACUUUUGUUGCUGUGACGGUGGACCAAUAUAAGUACCCCUUUGAACUAGGACUGAUGGGAGCCUUCUUAUUUUCAGCACUGGUAGGCCUCAGCAGAAUUUACACUGGAAUGCACACAGUUCUGGACGUGAUUGUUGGCAGUCUGAUUUCAGGGCUCCUGAUUGUUGUCACGUAUCCCACCUGGGAUUUCCUUGAUGGCCUGAUGCUCACCAGCCCGUGGUGCCCCAUAUUCUGCAUUGUCGUGCCCCUCCUCUUGUGCUACAACUACCCCAAACUUGAUUGGUACAGUCCUACAAGAGCAGACACCACUACAAUUCUGGCAGCUGGAGCAGGCAGCAUAAUAGGGUGUUGGAUGAGUAAUCACUACUUAGCAAAGUACUCAGCUGAAGUUGUCAGCCCUUCAGUCACUGCUGAGUCAGUCUUCACAGGACUUUUAAGGUUCUUGGUGGGUGUUGGUUUCCUAGUGGUCAUACGGCAGAUUGCUAAAAGCAUGGCACUUAGAUCACUGUGUUCUUGGUACAAGGUUUCUAUUGAUGAUCGUGUAGCCAAACAGCAAACAGAAAUUGAAGUGCCCUAUAAGUUCAUAACCUACACUUCAGUUGGCUUUAGUGCUACAGUUCUUGUCCCAUUACUGCACAAGAUCUUAGGCUUAAACUAAGUGCUGUACUACUUUAGCGGUGGGGGGGGGGGACUCAACCCACAUUGCGGGGGUGCAAUCCAAGUUGUGCAUCAGAAACAUCUCCAUCCAAAUGUGUUGUGCCUUUCUUUACUGGGGUCUAAAACAGCUAGUAUUAAAAACACAAAAGGACCUUUCUGUGCAAACAAAAUAUGCUGCAAUUUAGCAUGAAAGAAGUGGAAUAUAAGAAACUACUCCUGUUUCAGUGACUUUGGCUGCCUUUGAGCAAACCUUCGGCUGCGCAGCAACCUAGUACUCUGCCAUCCUAGAUGCUUAGCUGUCAUCCUUGUCCUAAAAUGUGAAGUUUCUCAAGCUAUACAUUAUAGCUGAUGUACUGGAAUCAAGAUGCCACCAAAUUGAUGCAUUGGAAAGUAUCCUUACAAAGGGAAUGCUCUGGGUUUUUGUAAGUGUUCCACAAGUAUUUUGUUAAUUGGAGUAAGAUGAGAGACCAAAGGAAAAAGGUAAGGAAAAGAGAGAUGCCACUGUUAAUGUCUGACCUUUGGCCUCAGCAGUUUGUUUCAUAGGGGAUGUCAGUGAAAAAUAAGCUUCUUCAGGAGGUGCAGACUUGGCAACUGUACUGCUGGCUAGAUCAUAGGAUCAUAGAGUUGGAAGGGGCCAUAGAGGCAUUCCAGUCCAAUCCCUGCUCAAUGCAGGAUCAGCCUAGAAACAUCCCUGAUAGUGAUCAUCCAGCUGCUGCUUGAACAUACCACAGAGGGGAAGCCUACACCUCCCUAGACAGCUAAUUCCACUGCUGAAAUACUCUUUAGGGGUGUUUUUCAGAUUCAGGUUUAAUAGUCUGGAAAUUUUCAAGACAGCUGAAUCCUGAACUUAGGGUUGCAGGAGCCCCUAGAGUCCACCUCCAAGUGAGCUGCCUCCAAGCUCUGACAACCCAGCAUUUUGCUGUGCAGCACUGCUACAGGUAGGGGUGAGGGCAUGCCUAAAAAAUGCCAAUGUUUUGGCAUUUUUCAGGAUCUUCUUGUCAGCUCGCUUAUGUUACUGCUAUUUAUUUCCAUCCAAAAAUAAACCCUGAAACGGUGAACUGGAUUUUUCAGGUUUAUUUUCAGUUUGGCUUUAUCUGGAUGCAUAAUCCUAUUACUCUUACUGUAAAAAAAAUUCUUUGUAAUAACCACCUGAUACCUUUCCACCUGUAAUUUAUGCACAUUAUUAUGAGUCCUAUCCUCUGCUGCCAACAGGAACAUCUCUGCCUUCCUCUAGGUGACAGCCUUUCAAAGAGAGCAGUCAUGUCCCUCACCUUUCACUUUCCAAAACUAACCAUUCUGAAGUCCCUCAGCCUUUCCUUGUAGGGUUGGGUCUCCAGGCCUCUGAUCAUUAUCAUUACUUUCCUCUGCGCCUUCUCUAUUCUGUCCACAUCCAUCUUGUAGUGACUACUCCAGGUGUGUUUUGACCAAAGCACUAUAUAGCGGGACUUGAGAUUUGGAUGUUAGGCCCCUAUUUGUACACCCCAAGACUGAAUUAGUCUUUUUUGCUGCUGUAUCACACUGACUGCUCCUAUUCAUCUUUACUGUCCACCCAUGGACUGAGAAAGGCUGAGCCUAACCAAAACACAUCUAGCAAAACAAUUUUAACACCCAAAUUCAUAUCCUAAGAACAGUCAUCCACUUACCACAGAGGUAGUGAUUAGGAUCAAAGUUGCAGUGUUCUUAACACUUCCUACUGAGAUGGUGCAAGAUAGGUUAACCUUGAUGUUCUUCUGUGGCAGGUUUUCUUGUUACUUGUUUGAGAUCAAUCCUUCUUUCAGCACACACACACACAUUAUGGAACUUUUAAAAUUCUGAAUGCUCACCUAAACUCUUACAGUGUCCUUGGGCCAAGUUGUUACAGCAGCCUUUUUUUAUUUUUAUACCAGAAAAUUUAGAUGUUCCAGCUACUGUCCAGGGUUUGGUUUUAACACUACCGUGUUUCUCCGAAAAUAAGACAGUGUCUUAUAUUAAAUUUUGCUCCCAAAGAUUAUUUUCAGGGGAUGUCUUAUUUUUCCGCUCCACAGCUGCAUGCUCUGGUGUUCUGUUC
Molecule: messenger RNA, 3277 nt
Organism: Sphaerodactylus townsendi
Lineage: Eukaryota; Metazoa; Chordata; Lepidosauria; Squamata; Sphaerodactylidae
Gene: SGPP2
Product: sphingosine-1-phosphate phosphatase 2
Exons: 5
Coding region: 50-1231 (393 amino acids)
Biological process (GO): sphingosine metabolic process; phospholipid dephosphorylation
Cellular component (GO): endoplasmic reticulum membrane
Molecular function (GO): sphingosine-1-phosphate phosphatase activity
Source: RefSeq, a predicted model, not a curated record